AUGUCAGGAAUAUCACAGGAUUGGGAGCCAGUGGUGAUCCGCAAGAAGGCCCCUACUGCCGCCGCCCGCAAGGAUGAAAAAGCCGUCAACGCCGCCCGUCGCGCCGGCGCUGAGAUAGAAACCGUCAGGAAAUCUAAUGCGGGGACAAACAAGGCUGCCUCAAGCAGCGCCACGUUGAACACCAGAAAGCUCGAUGAAGAGACAGAAAAUUUGGCUCAUGAAAAGGUGCCCAGUGAACUGAAGAAAGCCAUCAUGCAGGCUCGAUUGGACAAGAAAUUGACCCAGGCUCAGCUUGCUCAGAUGAUAAAUGAGAAGCCCCAAAUCAUCCAGGAAUAUGAAUCUGGAAAGGCAAUUCCAAACCAGCAGAUUAUUUCAAAACUGGAAAGGGCCCUUGGCGUGAAACUGCGAGGAAAGAAAUAA
This is a messenger RNA of Fraxinus pennsylvanica, 420 nucleotides long. Lineage: Eukaryota; Viridiplantae; Streptophyta; Magnoliopsida; Lamiales; Oleaceae. The record is from the annotation of a GenBank genome assembly.